AUGAGCGUUGAAGUAGAUUUGAUUUGUCAUGUAUUGCCAGUAGUAGUUGAUGGCUUACCUAAUUGUCCAAAACCAGCAAGCGGAUGGGACAUACCAGAAGACCUGAUACCGGAGCUGGCUGAUCCCUUCUUUGACGUUUCGGGAAAGGUUGACCUACUCAUCGGCGGUGGAACGUUCUUCGAUCUAUUCGAGCCAAAAAGAGUUCGGUUGCCAGCUAGAGGUGUCUGCUUGCAGGAUUCAAAGUUUGGUUGGGUAGUAACAGGAGAAAUUGGCACUACCUCGCUUUUAGCUACAUGCUCUAUUGGACAAGCAUGUGAGGACAAAUUUAGAAUUCUAUGUAAGGAUGAGCUUGAGACAUACGGAGCAUCAUCCAAGUCCAAUAAGAAAUGCAUUGAAGAGCAGAGAGCUCUAAAGCAUUUUGAGGAAACCGCGAAUCGAGACGAGACGGGCCGGUUUGUGCUGCGACUUCCAUUGAAACCUGAAAAAUGUAAACUUGGAAGCACACUAGAGAUGGCCACCACUAGAUUCCUGAGUGUUGAGCGAAGGCUUCAGAAGGAUGAAGAACUGAAGAUGCAAUAUAUAAAUUUCAUGGAGGAAUAUUUGAAAAUGGGCCACAUGAAAAAGGUGUGUCAAGAUUUAAAUCCACCUGAAUAUGUUUUCUAUCUUCCCCACCAUCCAAUAAUUAAAUUGUCAAGCCUCACAACGAAGCUGCGAGUCGUUUUUGACGCAUCGGCUAAGAGCUCUUCGAAUAUAUCGCUGAAUGAUGUCCUUAUGUGUGGACCGACAGUCCAAGAGGACCUGUUUUCAAUUUUGGUAAGAUUUCGCAGAUAUCAGUUUGUUAUAACAGCAGAUAUAGAAAAAAUGUUUAGGCAAAUAAAUGUAGCUUCGGAGGAUCAAGAUUUUCAGAGAAUAGUUUGGCGGUCGCAACCAGAUGAAGCGCUACAAAUCUAUCGCCUCACCACUGUGACCUACGGGACGACAGCAGCAUCAUUCAUGGCCACCAAUUGUUUAAUAUCGUUAGCGGUAGGUGCAAGGGAAAGUCAUCCAAGGGUUUCAAGAAUCAUACAACGCGACUUCUAUAUGGACGACUUAAUGACCGGCGCCGAUACAACUGAAGAGUGUUGUCAGCUGCAGCAACAAAUUAAUAUGAUCCUUGAUUCAGCGAAAUUGCCUCUGCGAAAAUGGUGCUCGAAUUCGCGUAGUGUCCUGAAGCAUAUUGGAAAUUCAAACACUGAUCCACUAUUUGCAUUACAAAUUAAUGCAGACGAUGUAGUUAAGUCUUUAGGAUUAAGUUGGAAGCCAGAACUGGACGAAUUUCAUUUCACGGUCGAAAACAACACCAUAAGAAUUAAAGCAACAAAAAGGAUGUUACUAUCCGAUCUCAACAAGAUAUUCGAUCCACUCGGUUUCUUAGCUCCAGUGUUAGUGCGAGGGAAGAUAUUUUUACAACAAUUGUGGCAAUUAAAAAUCGAUUGGGACAAACCUCUAGAUGCAGAUCUAACAAGAAGAUGGGACUGUUUCUACAAGGGCCUUGACGAGCUGAGCCGUAUUCCUAUUCCAAGAAAAUGUAUACCAAGUCUUAGUAAUGAGGUGCAAUUGCAUGGAUUUUGCGACGCUUCCGAAGAGGCUUUCGGAGCGGCAAUCUAUGUGCGAAGUAAGAAUCAAAUAGGAAAUUGGACAGCUAGAUUAUUAUGUUCAAAAACACGGGUCGCUCCGUUAAAGGGAUCUACGAUACCACGACUAGAGCUAUGUGGAGCGCUCACCCUUGCCCAAUUGGCCAAAAAGACAGCUGAAGCAUGGGAGUUAGAAAGCAGCAGUAUUUACUUAUGGACAGAUUCGAUGGUCGUCAUCGGAUGGCUCAACAGUGAGACAUGUAGGCUAAAAACAUACGUAGCAAACCGGGUUGAUCAAAUUCUCGAGAUCACAAACCCUAACCAGUGGAGGCACGUCAAAACUGACGAGAACCCGGCAGAUGCUCUAUCAAGAGGGUUGACUCCGAAGCAAUUGCAAUAUUGUGAACAGUGGUGGCAAGGUCCAAGUUGGUUGUCCGAGGAUUCAAGCGAUUGGUUAAGAGCGCCCAUUUUAUUGACAAAUGAAGAGUCGCUGCCCGAAAAAAAAAAAAAACCUAUUCGUCUAGCAUUGAUCGCAGUGGAGCCCACGAGAGACCUACUGAAUUAUUUCUCAGUCUGGCAUAAGUUAGUUCGAGCAGCUGCCUGGUUAUUAAAGUUCAUUGAGUUCAGAAGAUCGAAAAACACCGGUGCAUUAUCAAAUUAUCUUGAUGUAGCAGAUUUAAGAAGGGCUGAAAACGGACUAGUUAAGCGAGCACAGCUGGACAAGUUCAGAGAAGAGCUUCAUGCAUUGAAAGCAGGAAAGGAAGUCUCACGCAGCAGCAAACUGAAGUCUUUGUACCCGCUACUUCGAGACGACAAUUUGAUCUUAGUGGGAGGCAGACUAAACCACGCAAAAUUGACUGAAGAACAAAGGCACCCAAUGAUUUUGCCAUCAGAUCACAAGGUAACUAGAUUAAUUUUUGAAGAUACGCACAAAAGGCUUCUACACUGUGGUCCACAACAACUAUUAGCAAGUGUAAGGCAGCGGUACUGGCCUUUGAGAGGAAGAGUCAUGGCCCGCUCCGUAACAACCAGAUGUGUCACAUGCAUCCGUGCAAGACCAACAUUCUCGCCCCCUCUUAUGGCAGCACUACCGAAGGCACGAGUACAACCUUCCAGACCAUUCACUGUGAGUGGGGUUGAUUUUGCAGGUCCACUAGUUGUUCGCAGUGGAGUUCGGCGUAUCACUGGCGUAAAGACAUGGGUGGCGGUUUUUAUAUGCUUUUCCACCAGAGCAAUACAUUUGGAACCUGUAGUGGGUUUAACAAGUGGAGCCUUUAUAGCAGCACUACGUCGCUUUAUGUCACGGCGCGGAAAGUGUUCAACAAUCUACAGUGACAACGGAACAAACUUUGUCGGGGCCCAAAAAGAAUUAAAUUCAUAUAUUCAGAAUUGUGACUCACAGUUGGCUCGUGAGGGGAUCGAGUGGAAGUUCAACCCGCCGUCAGCUCCGCAUUUUGGAGGUCUCUGGGAGAGCGCUGUUAAGAGCACCAAAUACCAUUUGAAUCGUAUAUUAAAGGACAGCCGUCUUAACUUGGAAGAGCUAAACACGUUAUUAUGUCAAAUAGAAAGCUGCGUAAAUUCAAGGCCAAUAACUCCACUAAAUAGCGAUCCUUCAGAGCCAGGAGCUCUGACUCCAGGGCAUUUCUUAGUAGGAGGGCCAUUACUAUUGCUUCCAGAGCCGAACACAGAUAGUGGCCCGAUAGAACAUUUACGCCGCUGGAAGUAUGUGCAAGCAUUGAUGAAAGACUUCUGGAAUCGCUGGUAUAAAGAAUAUUUACCACAACUUCAGGUACGAGGAAGAUGGGUAGCAAGAAAGGCAACUUUGCGAGUAGGAGAUGUAGUUAUAAUUAAGGAGGACUGCACUCCGCCCAGCAGAUGGAAGCUAGGCAUUAUAACAACUGUGCACCCAGGGAAGGACGAGGUGGUACGUGUAGUAACAGUUCGCACAUCGAACGGCACUGAAUUAAAAAGGCCUGUCGUUAAAUUAUGUAGGUUACCUGUGCUAGAAGAUACACCAGUUGUUGAAAAAGAUGGUUUUCAACGGGGGGAGGAUGUCGCCGCCACGACGGUAGAUAAGCUGUAG
Messenger RNA from Acyrthosiphon pisum (pea aphid), 3696 nucleotides. RefSeq lists its product as uncharacterized. Gene Ontology annotation, molecular function: nucleic acid binding. The record is from RefSeq and is a predicted model, not a curated record. The transcript is spliced from 2 exons. The coding region runs from base 1 to 3696 and encodes 1231 amino acids. Gene Ontology annotation, biological process: DNA integration. Lineage: Eukaryota; Metazoa; Arthropoda; Insecta; Hemiptera; Aphididae.